Struthio camelus australis is the source of this 1354-nucleotide messenger RNA. RefSeq names its product relaxin-3 receptor 1. Gene Ontology annotation, molecular function: C-C chemokine binding; C-C chemokine receptor activity. The record is from RefSeq and is a predicted model, not a curated record. Lineage: Eukaryota; Metazoa; Chordata; Aves; Struthioniformes; Struthionidae. Gene Ontology annotation, cellular component: membrane; external side of plasma membrane. Gene Ontology annotation, biological process: immune response; calcium-mediated signaling; G protein-coupled receptor signaling pathway.
CCAGGGGGGAGCGGACGGUAACCUCUGGGACAUGUCGCUGAGCUUCCUGGAGGACGCCCCGACGGGCAACCGGAGCAACGUGUCCUUCCUGCAGCUCCUCAGGAACAUCAACCUGGAGCGAGCCGACGGGAUGCAGGGGGACAGCUCCGGCGUGGUGCGGAUCAUCAUCUCCCUGGUGUACUCUGUGGUGUGUGCCUUGGGGCUGGUGGGCAACCUGUUGGUGCUCUACCUGAUGAAAAGCAAGCAAGGCUGGAGAAAGUCCUCCAUCAACCUCUUUGUGACCAGCCUGGCAGUGACUGACUUUCAGUUUGUGCUGACUUUGCCUUUCUGGGCAGUGGAGAAUGCACUGGACUUCAACUGGCUCUUCGGCAAGGCCAUGUGCAAGAUCGUUUCAUAUGUGACGGCCAUGAACAUGUACGCCAGCGUCUUCUUCCUCACUGCCAUGAGCGUGGCUCGCUACCGCUCUGUGGCUUCAGCCUUGAAGAACCAGCGGCGAGGUGACCCGCUGGGUGGUUGCUGCUCUGCCAAGUGGCUUUGCGCACUCAUCUGGGUGUCAGCUAUCCUGGCUUCCCUGCCCCAUGCCAUUUUUUCCACCACUGCCACCGUCUUUGAUGACGUGCUCUGCCUCUUGAAGUUCCCUGAGGGCCGCAGCAGCAAUGCCCAGUUCUGGCUGGGGCUGUACCACAUCCAGAAGGUGCUGCUGGGCUUCGUGGUGCCACUGGCUAUCAUCAGCCUGUGCUAUUUGCUCCUGGUGCGUUUCAUCAGAGACAAGCAUGUCGGCAGCACCUGCAGCGGCCCCAGCACCAAGCGCCGCUCCAAGGUGACCAAGUCAGUGUCGAUUGUGGUGUUGUCUUUCUUCUUGUGCUGGCUGGCCAACCCAGCCCCCAACCAAGCACUCACACUGUGGGGCGUCCUCAUCAAACUCAAUGUGGUGCACUUCAGCACUGAGUACUUCCUCUCCCAAGUGUACCUCUUCCCCAUCAGUGUGUGCCUGGCGCACUCCAACAGCUGCCUCAACCCCAUCCUCUACUGCCUCAUGCGCCGGGAGUUUCGCAAGGCACUGAAGAGCCUCCUCUGGAGAAUCACCUCGCCCUCCCUCACCACCAUGCGUCCUUUCACCGACACUACCAAGCCCGAGCAGGAGGAGCAGGCCCUGCACGCCUUGGUGCCUAUCCACCCCAUCGCUCCUUCCUCACCUGCUGAGGCUGUCCAGCCUGAGCUGGCCUACUACCCGCCCGGGGUGGUAGUGUACAGCGGCCGCUAUGACAUGCUGCCCAUCGGCUCCUCCGAGCAGCGAAAAAAAGGGGGUAGAGGGGGGAAGGAGUCUAUGAAGAAUGUGGCCCCAGGACAUUGA